Messenger RNA from Rattus norvegicus (Norway rat), 5797 nucleotides. NCBI's taxonomy places the organism in Eukaryota, Metazoa, Chordata, Mammalia, Rodentia, Muridae. The record is from RefSeq and is a predicted model, not a curated record.
CAGACUGCGCGGCGCAGACCCGCCGCCCCCUCCCCCUGCGGGGCCCGGGCGGCCGCCGGGAAGUGACACGUUGUUCUUUGGCACUGGCCGCGUUGCGCAGAGCUGGGAGGCGGCGGCGGCGAGCAGGGAGGAGCCCCCAGCCCCGCCCGGCGGCCGACCCUCGCCUGCCCCGAGCGGGCUUCGCGGCCGUCGCCGCCCGCCUUGCUGGUGCGGCCGGACUCGCGCUUUUCCUGGCUUGUGUUCCCGGGAGGCCUCGGGCCUCUCCAGCCCCGCGCGAGUGCCCCGCGGCAGGCUCCGAACCCGGUGUCCCCGGGUGGGGGGUGGGGAUAUCACGGCCGGAGCAGCCGGCUUCAUUUGUGAUCCGGGAGCCUGGUGCCAGCGAGACCUGGAAUUUCCGGUCUGGUUGGUCUUGGGCCCCGUGGAGCCAGGUUGAUACCCCUCACCUCCCAACCCCAGGCCUUCGGAUGCCCAGAACCUGUAGGCCGCACUGUGGACUUAUUCUUAACCGAGGGGGUGCUGGGGGGACCCUGAUGUGGCACCAAAUGAAAUGAACAAAGCUCCCCAGCCCACAGGCCCCCCACCCGCCAGGUCCCCUGGACUCCCACAGCCAGCGUUUCCCCCGGGGCAGACUGCACCGGUGGUGUUUAGCACGCCUCAAGCGACACAAAUGAACACGCCUUCUCAGCCCCGCCAGGGAGGAUUCAGGUCUCUGCAGCACUUCUACCCUAGCCGGGCCCAGCCCCCUAGCAGUGCAGCCUCCCGAGUGCAGAGUGCAGCCCCUGCCCGUCCUGGCCCAGCUCCCCAUGUCUACCCUGCUGGAUCCCAAGUAAUGAUGAUCCCUUCCCAGAUCUCCUACUCAGCCUCCCAAGGAGCCUACUAUAUCCCUGGACAGGGGCGUUCCACAUAUGUUGUCCCAACACAGCAGUACCCUGUGCAGCCAGGAGCCCCAGGCUUCUAUCCAGGUGCAAGCCCUACCGAGUUUGGGACCUAUGCUGGAGCCUAUUACCCAGCCCAGAGUGUGCAGCAGUUUCCUGCUAGUGUGGCUCCUGCCCCAGUUCUGAUGAACCAGCCACCCCAGAUUGCCCCUAAGAGGGAACGGAAAACUAUCCGAAUUCGAGACCCAAACCAAGGAGGGAAGGAUAUCACAGAAGAGAUCAUGUCUGGGGCCCGUACUGCCUCCACACCCACUCCUCCCCAGACGGGAGGCAGUCUGGAGCCUCAACCCAAUGGGGAGUCGCCUCAGGUUGCUGUCAUUAUCCGGCCAGAUGACCGGUCACAGGGAGCAGCCAUUGGGGGGCGGCCAGGGCUGCCUGGCCCAGAGCACAGCCCUGGCACAGAGUCUCAGCCUUCGUCGCCUUCUCCAACCCCAUCACCACCCCCAAUUUUGGAGCCGGGGUCUGAGUCUAAUCUUGGAGUCCUCUCUAUUCCUGGGGACACUAUGACAACGGGGAUGAUACCAAUUUCUGUAGAAGAAUCGACCCCCAUCUCUUGUGAAUCUGGGGAGCCAUAUUGCCUCUCUCCAGAACCCACUCUUGCCGAACCCAUACUGGAAGUAGAAGUGACACUCAGCAAACCCAUUCCAGAAUCUGAGUUCUCUUCCAGUCCUCUCCAGGUUUCCACGUCCCUGGUGCCUCACAGGGCUGAAACUCAUGAGCCCAAUGGCGUGAUCCCAUCUGAGGAUCUGGAACCAGAGGUGGAGUCAAGCACGGAGCCAGCUCCUCCCCCUCUUUCAGCUUGUGCUUCUGAAUCGCUUGUGCCCAUUGCUCCAACUGCCCAACCCGAGGAGCUGCUCAAUGGAGCCCCCUCGCCACCAGCUGUGGACCUCAGCCCCGUCAGUGAGCCCGAGGAGCAGGCCAAGGAGGUUCCCUCAGCGGCACUGGCCAGCAUUGUCUCUCCCACUCCACCUGUGGCUCCUUCUGAUACUUCUGCUGCUCAGGAGGAAGAAAUAGAAGAAGAUGAAGAUGAAGAUGGAGAAGCUGAGAGUGAGAAGGGAGGAGAGGACCUCCCUCUCGAUAGUACUCCUGUCCCAGCCCAAUUGUCUCAGAAUUUAGAGGUGGCAGCAGCUCCCCAAGUGGCAGUGUCUGUGCCAAAGAGGAGACGGAAAAUUAAAGAGCUAAACAAGAAAGAGGCUGUGGGUGACCUUCUCGAUGCCUUCAAGGAGGUGGACCCAGCAGUACCAGAGGUGGAGAAUCAGCCUCCUACUGGCAGCAACCCAAGCCCAGAGUCUGAGGGCAGUGCUGCGCUCCCACAGCCUGAGGAAGCAGAGGAAACCUGGGACUCUAAGGAAGACAAAAUUCACAAUGCCGAGAACAUUCAGCCUGGGGAACAGAAGUACGAGUACAAGUCAGAUCAGUGGAAGCCUCUCAACCUUGAAGAGAAGAAGCGUUAUGAUAGGGAGUUCCUGCUGGGCUUUCAGUUCAUCUUUGCCAGUAUGCAGAAGCCAGAAGGAUUGCCCCAUAUCACUGAUGUGGUGCUGGACAAGGCUAAUAAAACACCACUUCGGUCACUGGAUCCCUCCAGACUACCUGGCAUAAACUGUGGCCCAGAUUUCACUCCAUCCUUUGCCAACCUUGGCCGACCAACCCUCAGCAGCCGUGGGCCCCCAAGGGGUGGGCCAGGUGGGGAGCUGCCCCGAGGGCCGCAGGCUGGCCUGGGACCCAGGCGCUCUCAGCAGGGUCCACGGAAGGAAACUCGCAAGAUCAUUUCCUCAGUGAUAAUGACUGAAGACAUAAAACUGAACAAAGCAGAGAAGGCGUGGAAACCCAGUAGCAAACGGACAGCCGCUGAUAAGGAUCGAGGGGAGGAGGAUGCUGACGGAAGCAAGACCCAGGACCUGUUCCGAAGGGUACGCUCCAUCUUGAAUAAGCUGACACCCCAGAUGUUUCAGCAGCUGAUGAAGCAGGUGACACAGCUGGCCAUUGACACGGAGGAACGCCUCAAAGGAGUCAUUGACCUCAUCUUCGAGAAAGCCAUUUCAGAGCCCAACUUCUCUGUGGCUUAUGCCAACAUGUGCCGCUGCCUCAUGGCGCUGAAAGUGCCCACUACAGAAAAGCCAACAGUGACUGUGAAUUUUCGAAAACUGUUGUUAAAUCGGUGUCAGAAAGAAUUUGAGAAAGACAAAGAUGAUGAUGAAGUUUUUGAAAAAAAGCAAAAAGAAAUGGAUGAAGCUGCUACGGCAGAAGAACGGGGACGCCUGAAAGAAGAACUAGAAGAGGCCCGGGACAUAGCUCGGCGGCGCUCUUUAGGGAAUAUCAAGUUCAUUGGGGAGCUAUUCAAGUUGAAGAUGUUAACAGAAGCAAUAAUGCAUGACUGUGUGGUCAAACUACUUAAAAACCAUGAUGAGGAGUCCCUAGAAUGCCUCUGCCGUCUCCUCACCACGAUUGGCAAAGACCUGGACUUUGCAAAAGCCAAGCCUCGAAUGGAUCAGUAUUUCAACCAGAUGGAAAAAAUCAUUAAAGAAAAGAAGACCUCAUCUCGCAUCCGUUUUAUGCUACAGGAUGUGCUUGACCUGCGGCAGAGCAAUUGGGUGCCGCGUCGCGGGGAUCAGGGCCCCAAGACGAUCGAUCAGAUUCACAAGGAGGCUGAAAUGGAGGAACACAGGGAGCACAUCAAGGUCCAGCAGCUCAUGGCCAAGGGCGGCGACAAGCGUCGGGGCGGCCCUCCAGGCCCUCCUGUCAACCGUGGCCUUCCACUUGUGGAUGAUGGUGGCUGGAAUACAGUCCCCAUCAGCAAAGGCAGUCGCCCCAUUGACACCUCACGGCUCACCAAGAUCACAAAGCCUGGGUCCAUUGAUUCUAACAACCAGCUCUUUGCACCUGGAGGACGACUGAGUUGGGGCAAGGGCAGCAGUGGGGGAUCAGGAGCCAAACCCUCAGACACAGCAUCGGAAGCUACUCGUCCAGCUACUUUGAAUCGCUUUUCUGCUCUUCAACAAACAUUACCCGUAGAGAACACAGAUAACAGACGUGUUGUACAGAGGAGCAGCUUAAGCCGGGAACGAGGUGAGAAAGCUGGGGACCGGGGAGACCGGCUAGAGCGCAGUGAGCGGGGAGGUGACCGUGGGGACCGACUUGAUCGUGCCAGAACACCUGCCACCAAGCGAAGUUUUAGCAAAGAAGUGGAGGAGCGGAGUAGAGAGCGGCCAUCCCAGCCUGAGGGACUCCGCAAGGCAGCUAGCCUCACGGAGGAUCGAGGUCGGGAUCCUGUGAAGCGGGAAGCCACUCUACCUCCAGUGAGCCCUCCAAAGGCUGCGCUCGCUGUGGAUGAGGUGGAGAGGAAGUCGAAGGCCAUCAUUGAAGAGUAUCUCCAUCUCAAUGACAUGAAGGAGGCCGUGCAGUGCGUCCAGGAGCUGGCUUCACCCUCCCUGCUCUUCAUCUUUGUACGGCUUGGCAUCGAGUCCACGCUGGAGCGAAGCACCAUUGCUCGUGAGCACAUGGGGAGACUGCUGCACCAGCUACUCUGCGCAGGGCACCUCUCUACUGCCCAGUACUACCAAGGGCUGUAUGAAACACUAGAAUUGGCUGAGGACAUGGAAAUCGACAUCCCUCAUGUAUGGCUUUACCUGGCAGAACUGAUAACACCUAUUCUUCAGGAAGACGGGGUACCCAUGGGAGAGCUCUUUAGGGAAAUUACGAAGCCUCUGAGACCCAUGGGCAAAGCCACUUCUUUGUUGCUGGAGAUCCUGGGUCUCUUAUGCAAGAGCAUGGGUCCCAAAAAGGUGGGAAUGCUGUGGCGAGAGGCUGGGCUAAGCUGGAGGGAAUUUCUAGCAGAAGGCCAAGACGUUGGCUCAUUUGUGGCUGAAAAGAAGGUGGAAUAUACCUUGGGAGAAGAAUCUGAAGCUCCUGGCCAGAGGGCACUUGCCUUUGAGGAGCUGCGAAGGCAGCUCGAGAAGCUGCUGAAGGACGGCGGCAGUAACCAGCGUGUGUUUGACUGGAUAGAGGCCAACCUGAAUGAGCAGCAGAUAGCAUCCAAUACAUUAGUUCGAGCCCUCAUGACAACUGUCUGUUAUUCUGCAAUUAUCUUUGAGACUCCUCUCCGAGUGGAUGUUCAAGUGUUGAAAGUGCGAGCAAGACUGCUUCAGAAAUACCUGAGUGAUGAGCAGAAGGAGCUACAAGCACUCUAUGCUCUCCAGGCCCUUGUAGUGACCUUAGAACAGCCUGCCAACCUGCUUCGGAUGUUCUUUGAUGCUCUGUAUGAUGAGGACGUGGUGAAGGAAGACGCCUUCUACAGCUGGGAGAGCAGCAAGGACCCUGCUGAACAGCAGGGCAAGGGUGUGGCCCUUAAAUCUGUCACAGCAUUCUUCAAUUGGCUUCGUGAGGCUGAGGACGAGGAGUCUGAUCACAACUGAUGGCGGGUGGGGCAGGGGACUUGGAGCCAUGGACACGUGGAUGGCCCAGCCAGCCAGCCGCCUGGACUGCAGGGGGGCGGCGGCGGCUGUGGCGGCAGUGGCAGUGGGUGCCUGUAGUGCGAUGUGUCUUGAGCUAAUAAAGUGGCUGAUGAGGCAGGAUGGCUUGGGGCUGCCUGGGGCCCCCCUCCAGGAUGCUGCCAAGUGUCUCUCUCCUCCCCCCAGGGCACAGAGAUAUAUAUAUAAAGUCUUGAAAUUUGGUGUGUCUUUGCGGGGGGAGGGGCACUACCGCCUGCCUCUAGGGUCCUUUUUUAUUUUCUGAAAUCACUCUUGGGACUGCCGUCCUCGCUGCUGGGGGCAUAUGCCCCAGCCCCUGCACCACCCCUGCUGCUGCCAGGGCAGGGGGAAGGGUUGGGCACGGUGCCUGUAAUUAUUAAACAUGAAUUCAAUUAA